GACACGCCGCCCCGUCCCUGCGGGGGACAAGACGCCGCGGAGCCCGAGGAGGCGCCCGCGGCACAGCCUGUACAUAAGGAAGCAGCCGCCCAAAAGGUAGGAAUCAAAAAGGUCACUCUUGUCGUGGACGAAGAGUCGCUAAGGAAGCCCAAGCUGUCACCAGUGAGCGAGGAGGAGUCCCUCAGGAAGCUGCGCACCAGGACGGACUGGCUCACCACGCCCCAGAACGUGCAGGACAUCGUCACCAACCGGGAGAAGCUGUCGGCUCGGGACAGGUUCUUCCUGAGCACCGCAUCGCCCCCCGAGGCGCGGCGGGGCCCACUGCCCGCCACCCACGGCCCGCAGGCCGCCGCCAACGGCACCAACCUCAACGACGCCGCCACCAGGAUCCCCGUGAGCCGCGCCAAGCCCAUCAGGACCCAGUCAGACGCCAACAACAGGAACACCAGGCAGGGCGCCAAGCAGACGCCGCCUCCAUCCAAGGGCGUGCUUAAGAAACCCAAGCGGGAGGUGAACGGCGAGGAGAUCGACAACAGACCCAGCAACGAGACCCGCCACGUGGCCAGGGACAAGGAGGCCAGGGACAAGGACACCAAGGACGCCACGGAUACCACGGACACCACGGACACGCCGGGCGCCCGACACACAGACAGCUGCAAUAACCAGCAGGUCAUUCCCUACGACGCCCCAGAGACUCCAGUCAGCAACGGCAACUGUGAGUCCUCGCCACUGCCGACCCCCGAGCCCGCCCAGCCCCCCGAGGCCUUCCAGGACGCGAAGCAGCCCGCCUCCCCCCUGCGCAGCACAAUACAGCCCCCGCUACCAUUCCAGGACGCCACCAGGCCGCCCCUUCCCUCCAGUGAUCCCCCCCAGCGCCCCACGCCCACCAAGAAGCCUGCCAAGCCGCUGAGAGGGCAGCACACCGCCUCCAGGCUCCCCAAGCCCCACCACGCCUCGCCCUCAUCCAAGUCUCCCCAGCCUGCGACACCCCGCGCAUCCUCCCUCCCCACCACACAACCCACACCGCCCACACAACCUACACCGCCCACACAACCCACGCCGCCCACACAACCCACACCGCCCACACAACCCACACCUCCCACACAACCCACGCCGCCCCCCCACAACACAGCGCUGCCCUCUCCGCCCCCCCACGCCGCAGCGCAGCCUCCACGCUCCCUCCCCACAGCGACACAGCCACCGCCAGAACCCUUCCGUGACGCAGCACAGCCCCCAGCGCCCCCACAAGCCGCAACACAAGUCACUGAGCCUCCCGCAGACACAGUGUUGUCAUCACCGACACUUGAGGACGCGACACAUCCCCCACCAACCCCCUUCAAGGACACCAAACACUCCCCGCCCCCCCUGCAGCCCACCACGCAGCCCCCCCAGCCCUUCAGGGACGCCUCACCGCCGCCUCAAGUCACGGCGUCCCCUCAGGACACUCAAGUGGAAACACUAAAGCCUGCAGCCGAGGAGACGAGGGUUCCCGAGCCCCGCCAGCCUCCCAAAGAGACCUUGAUCAAUGGCUGGGGGGAGGGAGAGGCGGAGGGGGAGGCAGAGAGGGAGAAUAAAAAGGAGAAGCGAGAGAAAGAGGAGAGGGAGCGAGAGAAAGAGCAGAAAGGGGAGCGGGAGGCAGAGAAGGCGGAACACGGGGAGCAGCAGAAACACUCGUGUCGCGACAGCGCCUCGAGUCUGGAGGGUCUGGACCGCCCCGCCAGUGAGGAGCUGAGCCUGGACGGCCUCACCAGCCAGGACGAGGCCGAGAAGGCGCCCAAGGCCAGCAAAGUGUCGCGCUUCGUGCGGAUGUUCAAUCGGCGUGAGGUGACCCAGACGGAGGCGAGUCUGGAGCGUGCCUCGGGACGCAAGACUCCCAGCCGCGUGUGGGCCAUGUGUCUGCAGGCACAGAGCCCAAACAAGGACGACGACGACGACGACCUCGAGUCCUCUAGCGAGGUAAUCAAGAGCGAACCCCACCUGGACCAGUGCCCCUCGGGGACGCACAAGGGCGCGGCGCCCCCAUGGGCCGACACGUCCAGUCUGGGGGACGUGCACACGCGCCACUCCCUGGACAGCGUGGCGGGGGACGUGGAGGACAAGCGGCGCUCCCUCAACAUCGAGGUGGAGAACAGGAGCCUCAUCAGGAGCAGUGGCGGCCGCCGCUCCUUCGACAAGCCGCAGAGCCGCGCCCGCCUCACCACUAAGCGGUCCAACACGCUGGAGGACAUGGACGACUCGCGCCACGCCCCCUCCAGGUCCUCCAAGACGCUGCCGGCCAAGACCACCGCCGCAGCGGGGCGGGAGGUGGCCCCCAACAGCAGCCCCUUCUACCGGAGGUUCUACAGCCACUGCAUGAUUCUCCCCGCUAAGAGGCGCAAGCGUGCCAAGAACAAGAGUCGCGACAACAUGGAGGACAGCAGCUCGCAGGGCAAGGAGGAGCCGGCCGUGGCGGGCGGCGGCACCGCGGAGCAAAGGGAGAAUGACAUUGUUACCGAGGGAGAGAGAAAAGAGAGUAAGGAGGCGGCAGGGGGCGGCAAGGACAAGACUGGCCAGAGUGAGGGUGAGGCAGUGGAAGGUGAUUUUGACGACUCCCCAAAGAGACUCCCUGUGGUGGACGGCUUCCUGGCGGAGAUCAUGGAGAGUGUGACGCUCAUGGAGAAGGAGAUGACGGAGGACGAGGCUGAGAAUGACGGCGAGGGCUCAGACGGAGAGGGGGCGACCGGAGCCAACACGGACGAGGAUGAGGAAGAGAAAGAGAGGAGAAGCAGCCUGGAGCUCCUGUCUGAAGGCAAAUCCAGAGUCAGCUCCCUCAUAUCAAGAUUCGAACAGUGUGGCUCAUAGUGGUAGAGCAAGAACCACCACCACCACCACCACCACCACCACCAUUACCACUACCACCACCGCCGCCACCACCACCGCUACCCUCGCGUGGUGUACAUAACUCUGGCUUGUGUUGACUGUUAUUAUAUUCCAGGUGACGCGGUCUUGGUGGAAACGUUUGGCGAUUCCUAGGCGGCUUACUGGUGUUACUGAGAACGUUUUCAGGGUCUCUGUGGACUUUUAAAUGCAAUAGUGGAAACGUUUAAGUGUUCCCGGUGGCUCAAGUGAAAACGUUUGUGAAUUUCUGCUCGCGUAUGUGAAAACGUUCGUGAUUUUCUGCUGGUCUAUGUGAAAAUGUUUGUGACUUUCUGGUGGCUUAUGUGAAAACGUUUUGAGGGUAUCUGGUGACUUAGAAUGAAAACGUUUAUGAAUUUCUGAUAGGUUAACUGAAAACGUUUGAAGGUUUCCGUGACUUCCACCGAAAACGUUUAAGGAUUUCUGAUGACUACUUGAAAACGUCUUUUUUUUUUUCUAGGGUAUUCGUGAAGCUUAUUCGCAUCUGUUAAAACGUUCGGGGUAUCUUUGGUGCUUGAUUGCGUGAGUGAAAACGUUUACAGGACUCUGAGAGGCAUGAACACGUGUGUGGAGACGCUUCGGGCGAUGAAUUAAGGUCAGCUUGAGUUAAAUGAGCGUCUGGAAUGAAGGUCAAUAAAGGGCCUUGGGUUGAAUGAAUGGGAUAUGAAGGUCACUUAAGAUCCCUGAAUUAACUGAGAGUCUGGAAUGGUCACUUGCGGUUCUUGUAUGGAAUGAAAGUCAAGUUUUAAAAGGAAAGUUUGGAAUGAAGGUCAAGUAGGGAUCUUGAGUGUAAUGACUGGAAAUAAAAGUGAGAUUUAAAUGACACUGGGAUGAAGAUUAUUGAAUGGUUCGUGGUUCAUUGAGUGUCUGGAACCAAGAUCACUUAACCCUUUCAAUGCAACACGAGACAACACCGCUAGAAGUAAUGCAUGAGAUCUCUAUAAGCGUCUACAAGAAAGGUGAUUAAAAAGAAUAGAUUUUUUCUUCAAUUUCUAUCCAGUUUAAAGAUCGGAGCUGGCUGUAGGACGAGUAAAGAUGUCACAGAGUAAUUAGUAAAUAAGGAAAGGUGUACCAAGUGGCAGUCAAUGGGUUAAGGUUCUUGAGUUUAAUGGUUCGAUGGUUCUUGGUUCGCGUCUCACAGCCCUGACCAGUCUUCCUCUCUGCCUCACUCUGCACUCCGUCACUCUGUCCAUUGCUGCCCGGUGUUCACUACGGGAGCGUCUGUCAGCUUGUUCAUUAUCAGAUUACUGACUCCUUCUUCUGUGCUGGACCUGCUUCUAGUCAGUAAUUGCGUCCACUUAACUUUGAUGUUUGCGAUUGGUUGUUUUUUAUUAUUAUUGUUAUUUUUGUUAUUAUUAUUAUUAUUACUAUUAUUAUUAAUUUGGUAUUUCUCUUAACGGACGUAUAUAAUGACAUUUCAAGCCGUGUGAUCUAUAUUAUUAUUAUUAUUAUUAUUAUUAUUAUUAUUAUUAUUAUUAUUAUUAUUAUUAUUACGACAAAAGGGAGACAGGCAAGAGAAUGCAGUGUUAUAAUAAACAAAAAAUAUAUACAUAUAUCUAUCUGCUUAUGUCCAUUUGAACAAUUUAUAAAGCAAAGCAAUAAAAUUCAAUAAAAAAUAUAAACUAAAGGAAAUCCAGAGAUUUUUUGGCAAUGCCCUGCUCAGUUAUCCUCUCUACACAGGGCGUCACCACCACCACCACCAUCACCACCACCCACACCUCACGAACACUUCAGCGCCACACCACCACUACUUUCAAAAGGCUCUAGUCGAAGUGGCACGAGUUUUUAAAGGUGUUUAUACGGUUCUAGUGACAGAUUAAUAAGACUUCUACAUUAUUAACAGGAGAAACACUCUUGAAAACCUGGCUAAUCAUCUCUGUGGCCUUUGAAAACAGUCGUGGUGAGAGAGCAAGGCGUUUCUGAAUAAGACACUUUGUUUUAUGACGCAAAGAAACUACAAAACAUUCAGAUGAAAAAAAAAAAAAAGGAAAAUGUCAGUGUCUUGUAAUUUCUUCCUAUGACAUCCUAGUUCUUGGUCUUUGCAGAUUUAAAAGCAGGAAGAAAAUAAGACAGAAGAGGUCCACCGCUCGCUCAGUCCCUGGGAAGGAGUCAAGACAAUGAUAAAAACUAUAGAAGUGUUUUGAGAUACAUUAACCCUUAUAUAAAUUUCUAUUCAAUUUCUAACCAUUGUAUUAACUAAGAUCUGUGACGUCACUUCUUGAGGGAAUCGUUUAACAAAUAAAUAGAUAACUGAAGAUACAAAUAACAGUAAAUUAAUAAUAAAUGAAGCAAAGGCAGAUGGUAUAAGCCAUUAACUUGAUAACUGAAGUCUGUGCGAUAAAUAAAUAGACAAACAAAGGUAAAUAACAGUAAGAAAUAAUAACUGAAGUAAGACAGGUGGUAUGUUAACCUGUAUAUAUUUGUGCUGAUGAUAAACUACUAAGAAAAAAACGUAUUCAAAUGUAAAUAUAUGAUAAGUACAAGCAUUAAAAUGUAAAUAUGAUAAGUACAAGUCCGGUACGCACACACACACACACACACACACACACACACACACACACACACACACACACACACACAUGAACAUUUCUUUCUCCCUCAGUGUCCAUUACAUUAAACGCUCACUUGAAAUACAACUCGAAUCAAUAUGUAGAUAUAAAUGUUUGCUACUCAAGUUACCAAUGCUAAUGAAAUGCUAAGCGCGUUGCCACUUCCCCGGAGCAUUCUGGGGCAUUUAUUCCUAGGCUAAUCUCGAUAACGCUCCUUGAUUUUAUUGUUGGUAUUGUUCGUUCUUUUUAUCACCUUUAUUCUUUUUUUUUUUUUUUUUUUUUGUAAGAGCAACAGAGAGAGAGAGAGAGAGGGGGGGGGAGGAUACUCAGGUGUGUCCCCGUACGAAAUAUCUAUGGAAUUAACUAAAAUUUGAGGAUACGUGUCUUGAAAUCUCUCUCUCUCUCUCUCUCUCUCUCUCUCUCUCUCUCUCUCUCUCGUCCACACGCUACAUGAAAAUUUUCCUUCAGUUUGCCACGAUAAAUGUUUCAUAUUUCCUCUCUAACACACUUCCCGAAAACUAUGUAUGUGUGUAUGUAUGUAUUAAAACGAAGCAAAGCAGGCAUGAGAUGAACCGUGAAGUAUUAAAAGAUUGGUGUUAUAUAAUUAUAUUAUGUAAGUAUGUAUAUACGUAAUUAUGAAUGGUGGCGUGAAAGGAACACACACACACACACACACAGAGAGAGAGAGAGAGAGAGAGAGAGAGAGAGAGAGAGAGAGAGAGAGAGAGAGAUACAAGCAACAAAUUCAAAAAGCAAAGAAACAGGAGACAUUUCGACCACUCCCUCUCUUAAUAAUACAAUAGGAGAUUCAUACACGUAGCUACACCACCACCACAACCUAAUAACGUACACAAACCAUGUAAGAAAGUGUUCAAAAAUAGAGAUCUGUGAAAUGUAUUAAAAGAAGCAGUGUGUGUGUGUGUGUGUGUGUGUGUGUGUGUAAAGGAAUAUACGUAAAUGUAGAGGCAAUACGAUAACUUGUAAAAAAGACGCGACGUAACGAGCUUUUAAAGACGCAAUGGUUAACAAGCGCGCGGGUUGUUCAUUAAUUUGCGGCAGGCUAAGAUAACUAUUAUUACCCAUUUAAACCAUAUUCCAUACCUUCCUACCAUCUCCCUGUGUAUACCCCUAUCCUUCUUGUUAACCCUGUCCCCUUGUACCCUCAUAAAAUACGAUGAAAUUGUCGUACACACAAAGUCAACAGCCUAUCCAGCCCUGUCUCCCUACCUCAAUAUUUUCACUCAUUUCACCGUCUUAUACUCACCACAUGCGGCGGCAGGUCUCACAGCAGCACCACGGAUACACUAUCUUUCGUUACACACAAGCACUUGUUAUUAAUACCGAAUAACGCAAAAAAAAAAAUUACUAAAUAAGCAGCGCCUCCGGCCUAACUGUGUCCCGUCCGCUGGUCACCUCACCUCUGGCGGGAAACUCUUUUUGAAUUAUCGUACUUUCUUUUCUUUCUAUUUCCUGUGUACAAUUGCUUUAUUCUCGUAACAUAAAUUUUAUACACGUUUCCUAGUUUAACUUUUCUCUUCAUAGACAGUGAAAUAUAAUUAUUUUGUCAAGUAUUAUACUCGUAUGUCUACCUACCCAUAUCGUUCAUUUAACAGGUAUCGUUUUCUGCGUCACAUCAAUAUUCUCAAAAAAUGUUCAUUUACUAUUAUUCUUGAAAGUACUAUGCAUUUCUUUGUUAUAGUUUGUAGAAAUAUAUCAACCAGACACGAAAUUGAAAGUUAAUAGCAAUUUUAAGUGGUUCCAUGAGACACCAAGACUGUUAGUUUUUAAUUUGGUGGAUAUUUUCGAGUUGGACAAAAGAGACAUAAUAUUGCCUGUGGAAAAGGUGUGCGAGUCUCCAAAUUUACAAAAAAAUAAAUAAAUAAAAAAAUAAAAAAAUAAGAAUAUAAGGAAAUAAAGGAAGAUACAAGCAGCCAGGCCUAUAUAUGGCAGCCCCUGUAUGAACCAUUGUACCACAAAGUCUAUUUAGUGAAUAUUAUGAAGCUUGGACUAAGAAAUGAUGUUGAAUGGGGAAGUGUGAGAGUUGCCAAGAAAGUCAGCUAGACAUAGGAACUUAGAAAAUUUGUGGGGAAUAGGAAGGAAAUGACAGAUGUGUGGGUGUUGCCAUAAAACAACUUGAGGGAGAGACAAGUAAGGUAUUCUGGUGCUAAUCUGUUACAUGGUGACUACAGGUCCUUGUCACCAUGUACACUCCAUUCUCCAUAUUUCCAUACGAGUUGUCAGUAUAUAAAACCAGAGAAGCAUCUUAGAACAUGUAGUUAUAUAGAUUCAGCAUGACAUACCAUGCAGUUUAUUCUCCACGACUCCAUUCUAUUAAAUUCCAGUGAUGUGUGAUCUGAGAGAAGUGUCUAGGAGUAAAUAUGAAAGCAGACUGGAUACCAACUAACUUGUUAUGCCUGUCCUACAAUAAUUUUAGGAUACUUCUUCACAUGUGUUUGUGGCGGAGUGUGGUGGAGUGUGGCGAGAGGUAGCCAGUGUGUUGAUGAGUGUCUAAGAGGAGAGAGACGGAAUGGGAGGCGAGAGUAACCUGUGUGUGAGGAAUAAGAGGCAGUGAGGGGUACUGAUGAGUGUCCGAGAGGAGAGAGAUGGCAUGAGAGGCGAGAGUAACCUGUGUUUGAGGUAUGAAAGGCAGUGGGGUGUGUUGUGGGCGUCUGAGAGGAGAGAGAUGGCAUGGGAGGCAAGAGUAACCUGUGUUUGAGGAAUGAGAGGCAGUGAAGUGUACUGACGAGUGUCCGAGAGGAGAGAGAUGGCAUGGGAGACGAGAGUAACCUGUGUUUGAGGUAUGAGAGGCAGUAAGGUGUAUUCAUCCUGCAUACUUGUCAAACCAAAGUAUUUCUAAGCAGCAUCAGCAUUGUAUCACUGAUGGUGAGUCCUAUAUAUAAGUUCUCAUGUGUUGUAGAUGCACAAAGGAAAGUACUUUAUAUUUUGUGUACAGAGUUAAAAUGAAUUUAAGCUAUAUAAUAAACUGAUUACUGAAG
Scylla paramamosain (green mud crab) is the source of this 8440-nucleotide messenger RNA. Its product is annotated as proteoglycan 4-like. The record is from RefSeq and is a predicted model, not a curated record. The transcript has a single exon. The annotation marks the transcript as partial. NCBI's taxonomy places the organism in Eukaryota, Metazoa, Arthropoda, Malacostraca, Decapoda, Portunidae.